Molecule: messenger RNA, 2887 nt
Organism: Rhinolophus ferrumequinum (greater horseshoe bat)
Lineage: Eukaryota; Metazoa; Chordata; Mammalia; Chiroptera; Rhinolophidae
Gene: VPS26C
Product: VPS26 endosomal protein sorting factor C
Exons: 8
Coding region: 129-1022 (297 amino acids)
Biological process (GO): intracellular protein transport
Cellular component (GO): endosome
Source: RefSeq, a predicted model, not a curated record
GCGAGGUCACGUGACGCAACUGCCGGCGGAGAGGAGAAAAGGGCGGGGCUCCUGUCGGGAGGGCGGGGGUGACCCUCCUCCUUGGGUCACGUGCGGCAGGAAGUGGCGCGGGCCGCGGAGUUUUCGAGAUGGGGACCUCCCUGGACAUUAAGAUUAAAAGAGCGAAUAAGGUUUAUCACUCCGGGGAAAUGCUCUCAGGAGUGGUGGUCAUCUCUGGAAAGGAUUCGACCCAGCACCAGGGCGUCACUUUGACAGUGGAGGGAACCGUGAACCUCCAGCUCAGUGCCAAGAGCGUGGGUGUGUUCGAAGCUUUCUAUAACUCAGUUAAGCCUAUCCAGAUUAUCAAUAGCACCAGCGAAAUGGUGAAGCCAGGAAAAUUCCCCAGUGGCAAAACAGAAAUUCCUUUUGAAUUUCCUCUGCACGUGAAGGGUAACAAAGUUCUGUACGAGACAUACCAUGGCGUGUUUGUCAACAUUCAGUACACCCUGCGCUGUGACAUGAAACGGUCUCUGUUGGCCAAGGACUUAACAAAGACCUGCGAAUUCAUCGUUCACUCUGCCCCUCAGAAGGGGAAACUGACUCCGAGUCCCGUGGACUUCACUAUUACACCUGAAACCUUGCAGAAUGUCAAAGAGAGAGUCUUGCUCCCCAAAUUUCUCAUUAGAGGACAUCUCAACUCGACCAACUGUGUUAUCACACAGCCACUAACGGGAGAGCUGGUGGUGGAGAGCUCGGAGGCCGCCAUCAAAAGCAUAGAGCUGCAGCUGGUCCGCGUGGAGACCUGUGGGUGUGCAGAAGGGUAUGCCCGCGAUGCCACAGAGAUUCAGAAUAUUCAGAUCGCCGAUGGGGAUGUUUGUCGGAGCCUCUCGGUGCCCAUAUACAUGGUCUUCCCCCGGCUGUUCACCUGCCCUACGCUGGAGACCACCAACUUCAAAGUGGAAUUUGAGGUUAAUAUCGUUGUGCUCCUCCAUGGCGACCACCUCAUCACGGAGAACUUCCCGCUGAAGCUCUGCAGGAUGUAGCCGGCAGGAGGGAGCAUAGACCCACGGGCGCCGGGUGGAGACGCAGCCGGGACUACCUCCACGGAGCAGGAGCAGAAGCACAGACGGUUUUCUUAAUGCCUGUGUCAGAGAAUGGAUCACUGCUUCCUCAUUUCCUUGAGGCUUCUGCUCCCAGUGGGCACCUCUAGUCAGACCUUUCCUUUGAAAUUCAUCAGGAUUUUUAAUGUUAUUGGCAAGAUCACUUCCCAAAAGACAGAAUCCCCUAUGAUUCCUGACUUGCCUGCUGCUUUGUAGGGGCAGCAGACAGUUGUAAUGGCAGUUUGAGCUUUGCUGGAAAGUGGGGUCCUGGGGACACAGGAAGCCCUCCUUGCUUGGCUAAUGGAUGUGGCCGGGCCCCCCGCCAGGAGAGUGACUGCCGGACGGCGACAGGCGUGGGCCACAGGCGUGCUCCUUGGUUAUGCAGACGUUUGCAGACACCCUCCAAGGAGGAGUGCAAAGCAGUCUCCACUGGAAACAUGUAGCAUUUUUUUCCAGUCUGUUCUGUAGUUCUUUACCAACAUUUUGCACGAUAACUUUACAACUUGUAGGGAACUGGAAAAGUGUUCCUUGCUCCCAUAGGAGGGGACUUAGUGACAACGGCUGGUGCGGGAGUGUUUCUGAAGUCUCACGCUGUGGUGUAAAGUCGCCUGCUGCCGUGUUCCCAGAAUACAUGAAAAUGCAUGCCUGGGUGGGUUCAGAGUGGCAAGAGGCCUGUGCCUGGGCAGUAGGUGAAGACCUGGUGGUGCCGGGACAGUGCCCUGGGCUGAGUGAAGCUCGCCUCCCUCCGACCCACCUGAGGGCCCUGUGUUCAAGCCAGAGGUUCUGGGCCUGAAGCCGUUUUGUCUUUGGUCCCCCUUUGUGGUUCGUGGUGAGCCUGUUACAACCCAUUUCUUCUCCCAAUCCUCCCAAUUGUCUCUGUCGGUCCACAAUUAAAAGGCCUCAGAAAUAAGUCCUGUGUUUGCACGCCACCUGGUUUUCCCUGCCUGGGCAGGCUCCAGCAAGGCGGGCUCAGGCUGACAGCCCCGGCUGUGCCACCAUCGUCCCAGGUCAGCAUCUGGUGACGUGUGAGGCUGAGGGCAAGUGACCCUGUCUGUUCACCAGGGAAAGUGGCACAACUUCUGAGUCAUUUAAAGCGUGGUUCCCACAGAAUCCAUUUCUGGUUUAUGAACCUCCUUUUAUGCUCACAUGAAAUAAAUAAUGGCGUGUCUUUGAUGAUGUGCUUAAAGCAGCAGCCACAGAGGUCAUACUUUCUGGGAAGUUUCAAAGGUAGAAAUCACUUUUAAUAUAAAAGCUCAGUGAGAAUUUUGAGAAAUGGUUUGGGAUGUGUACUGCUCCGUAAUUUCUUUAGUAAACCCAUUUUAUAGAUAUAAAUAUGAUGUGAGUACUCGCCAUAGGGAGUGAUUAUUACCUGAAGAGCUACCAACAGCCCAGCGGCCGUUAUCAUUUCCUUCAACCCCAAGGGGCUCAGGCAAGAGCCUCAGGCUGGCUGUUCCCUUCCGCUUCUUGGCCAGACACCUCCAGUGUUGGUUGUUAAGGGAAACUCAGAUGUGUGGGUGUCCUGGACAGCAGUUGUCCCGCUGCUGCCGCGGCUGGCUGGAGCUGGGGGUGUCCGCUGUCGGAGGCUCAGCAUUGUCAGAUUCUCCCAUUAGAGCAAAUGGAGGUGGAGGAAAGAGUCUGAACCAUGAAUCUAAAACAUGUUAUUUUGGAAAUGCCCAUUUAGGCAGGAACACAUUUUGCCUAUCACAGGUGCAGCAGAAAUGGGGCUCAGCUCUAGUUCUCAGCUGUGGUGUGAGUUCCAGAGUAAAGGUGAAGAAGGAAGUCAAAAAUAAAUGUUGAAAAAAGUGAAA